This is a messenger RNA of Sardina pilchardus (European sardine), 2449 nucleotides long. It is a transcript of the gene pyroxd2, whose product is annotated as pyridine nucleotide-disulphide oxidoreductase domain 2. Gene Ontology annotation, molecular function: oxidoreductase activity. Bases 32 to 1771 code for a protein of 579 amino acids. The record is from RefSeq and is a predicted model, not a curated record. The transcript is spliced from 16 exons. NCBI's taxonomy places the organism in Eukaryota, Metazoa, Chordata, Actinopteri, Clupeiformes, Clupeidae.
CGGACUGAGCAAACUUACGUCAACCUUCGUUAUGGCUGCUCGCGUCUGUUUCGGACACGGCCAGCGCGCGGUGGCUGGACUGGGGACAGUGACCCGCGCUAGCCACAGCUCUGCGCCUCGAGCCGAGUAUGACGCGGUGAUCAUCGGCGGAGGACACAACGGACUGGUGGCUUCUGCGUACCUGCAGAAGGGCGGUCUGAAGACAGCGGUUCUGGAGCGGAGACAUGUGCUGGGCGGAGCCGCCGUAACCGAGGAGCUUUUCCCCGGAUUCCACUUCUCCAGAGCCUCAUACCUGCUCAGUCUGUUAAGGCCACACAUCUACCGGGACCUGGAGUUAGAGAAGCAUGGGUUACGGGUGUUCAUGCGUGACCCCCACGCCUUCACGCCCAUGCUGGAGGAGGGGGUGGGAGGCAAACCCCCCCGCUCUCUUCUGCUCGGUGCUGACAUCACCAAGAACCAGGAAGAGAUCUCCAAGUUCAGCAAGAGGGAUGCUCAGGAGUACCUGGCGUUCCUGCAGCACCUGGAGAAGCUGGCGUGUGCGGUGCACCCCAUACUGGACGCUCCACCAGUGGACGUGCCUCGUGCCACCGAGGGGUCGCUAUGGAGACGCCUGACCGCCCUCAAGUCUCUAAAGCCGCUCAUACGCAGUGGGCUGAAACUGGGGAAGAACAUUCCAGACUUCUAUGAACUUGUUACUGCCCCCAUAAUGAAGGUGCUGAACCGCUGGUUUGAGUCAGAGCCUUUGCGAGCGACGUUAGCCACAGACUCCGUGAUCGGAGCCAUGACCAGCCCUAGCACACCAGGCAGCGGAUAUGUGCUGCUGCAUCAUGUGAUGGGGGAGCUGGAGAAGGAGAAGGGGGCGUGGGGUUAUGUGCAGGGCGGCAUGGGGGGCGUGUCCAAAGCCAUCGCUAGCUCGGCCCGUGCCUUGGGAGCCGAUAUCUUCACUGAGCAAAGUGUUGAUAAGGUUCUAGUGGGAUCCGAUGGCCGAGCCCAGGGUGUGGUUCUGCAGGACGGAACCGAGGUCCGCAGUAAAGUGGUGCUGUCCAAUGCUACGCCGUACGUCACCUUCACCCAACUCACUCCAAAGGAGUGUCUAUCUUCAGAAUUUCUCAGAGCUGUAAAUCAGAUCGACUACACGUCCCCCGUCACCAAAAUCAAUGUGGCUGUUGACCGACUACCAAAUUUCCUGGCGGCGCCGAACACGGCGGAGGGAGUGGCGGGCCCCCACCACCAGUGCUCCAUCCACCUCAACUGUGAGAGUGUGGACGUGCUGGAGGAAGCCUACAGGGAGUGUCAGCAGGGACGCCCUUCAUCCAGGCCCAUGCUGGAGAUGACCAUCCCCUCGGUGCUGGACAGCUCUCUGGCGCCCCCCGGCUGUCACGUGGUGUCGCUCUUCACCCAGUUCACCCCCUUCACCCUGGAGGGCGGGCGGCCAUGGAGCGAGCAGGACAGACAGGACUACGCCAACAACGUGUUUGACUGGGUGGAGAAGUACGCGCCAGGCUUCAAGAGCUCCAUCGUAGGGACGGAUAUUCUGACACCCCCAGACCUGGAGAGAGUGUUCGGGCUGACAGGGGGGAACAUCUUCCAUGGUGCCAUGUCAUUGGACCAGCUCUACCUGGCGCGACCUUUGCCCUCCAUGGCUGACUACCGCUCUCCAAUCAGGGGCCUGUAUCUGUGUGGCAGCGGCAACCACCCAGGUGGAGGGGUGAUGGGAUCAGCUGGAUGGAAUUCUGCCCUAACUGUCCUGGCUGACAUGAAGAGAGGCUGAGACACUCCGAAAAGCACACACAUACACACACACACACACACACACACACACAAUCUCAAACAUGUGCAGUUCAGAUUGUGUUAAAACUAAAAGUGUGAACAAAAUGUCUGUAAAUCUGUCUUUCUCUUGUGCGCUCAAACACACACACUCCAACACACACACACAUUCAUACACACACACACACACACCUUAUAUGAUUGCGUCCCCAACACCUUACUGCACAGCCUGUUCACGUCUUAAUGAAACUGUGACCUAUAAUCCAAAAUUCUCUCACUUUCUCUCUCUGACACACACACACAAACACCCACACAAACACAACAUCACACACACACACACACACACACACCACUACCCUCCCAGCAUUCAAGACCAAAUGAGCCUUUUUGUGAAAGUUUCUGUAAAAAACCGCACACACACACACACACACACACACACACACACACACACAGAACAUCACGAUACCUCCUAGCAUUCAAGAGCCAAUGUGCCUGUUUGUGAAAGUUUCUGUAGAAACACACACAGAAACACUCAGUACAUCCCUGCUGUGAGUGUGUGAAUCAGCUCCAGUAAAUGAAAAGGCUGUCCUGUCCUGUUUCAUUCUGUGGUCAUUCUGGGAACUGCUUGUCCAAUUUGGCCGUUUGUUAUUUUCUGAAGAAGGAAUUAAAAGAAAUCCUGCAA